UGGGUGAAAAUCGUAUUAUUAUACUAAUAGCUAAUAAUACAUCGUUACUAAUUCUAAUGUAGUAAAUAUGAUGAAUAUGCUGAUUUGUCGGUGUUUAUUUUGGGGUCAACCCGAUUAGGGUGCUCAGAUCUUAUCGGUGACAUUUCAGCCCUGGAACAAACAGGAAACGGAGUGGUCAUGUGACGUAGGGAUUGUUUUUCAAAAUAGCUUAGCUAGCUGAAGCUAUCUUAUAUACUACGUUAUUAUCAUUCACUUUUAUAACGCAGCAUAAUUUAAAUAAAUGUGAAUAUUAAACAUCUAGCAGAGUCAUGAAUGGGAGUACAAAUCCGCUCUUGGACAAAGAAGAACAUGUUUUGAAGCUCGGAGAGAGCUUUGAGAAGAGGCCAAAAUCAUCAUUUCACACCAUCAGAUAUGAUUUCAAACCAGCUUCAAUUGACACAAGCUGCGAGGGAGAGUUGCAAGUCGGUAAAGGAGAGGAAGUCACCAUCACAUUACCUCACAUUCCAGGCUCUACACCACCCAUGACAGUAUUCAAAGGGAAUAAGCGGCCAUAUCAGAAAGACUGUGUUCUUAUCAUCAAUCAUGACACUGGGGAGUACAUGCUGGAGAAGUUGAGCAGCAGUAUCCAGGUCAAGAAAACCAGAGCGGAGGGCAGCAGUAAUCAGGCCAGGAUUGAGCAACAGUCGGUGCGUGCCACUGCCACCCAGCCUCCAGCGCAGUUCCGUGCCCCCACUAAGCCUGCUGCAGGGGCCAAGACCUCCCCCUCCCCUUCCAAGGACAACCCCUCCCCUGAGCCCCAGCUAGAUGACAUCAAGAGAGAGCUGCGAGCGGAGGUGGAUGUUAUUGAACAAAUGAGCAGCAGUAGCGGCAGCAGCUCAUCUGACUCUGCCAGUGGCUCUGGUAGUGGGGACGACAGCUCCAGCAGUGAUGGGGAGCAUGACGCCCCUCAUCCCCAACCUGUCCCACUCCCUCUCAUCCAGCCCUCCCCCAACCCUGUGGUCAACGGAGGAGCAGACAGGCAACAGGGCAGCAACCAGCUGAUGAACACGCUCAGGAAUGACCUCCAGUUGAGCGAGUCAGGCAGCGACAGUGGUGACGACUGAACUGCCCCCAGUCUCUCUCCUGCCCUCUCUUUCUACCUCUCAUUAUUACACCAUCUUGCUUUCCUCUUUCUUCUCUUUGCCUGGUUCCGUUGUUUCGUUGCUGUGGUAACCAACCCAACUGUAAAGUCUGGUUUUAUUGUAUUUUUUAAUGUCUCUGUGAAGCCGGCGAACCUGGAGAUUUAAUAGUGUAUUUUUGAUUAGCUGUAUAUUUUGUUUUGUAUUUUUAAAUACUUUUACAUAUGAAAACAUGCUAAAGAAUAUAUAUUAGAAUGCAUGUACAUAUUUUCUGUAGUUAGAGCUCCUAGUUGUAUCAACUUGUAGCACAAGUCUUUGUUGUUUUCUUGUUUCAUCACAGGGGAUGAAUAUCACCCCCAUCUUCCCUAUUUAUCUGGAAUUCAAAAGAAGGCACUGAAAGCAUUUCACCCAUUCCAUGUUUUUAUCAGUAUCAUGACACUUUCAAAAAUCAGUCUUUGACGAGGCCAGGGUACAGCUCACAUCGAUCUAAGCUACAGAUGAUACAAAAGGACAUACUCAUAUUUUUUAUGUCAAAUCAGUUUCUAAAGUUUCAAUUGACCACUUAAAGGUUUUAGUUGGAAUAUUGACCUGUUCUGGUGAACAGGUAAAUAUCAGUAACAUGUAAAUGAGCCGGGGUCAAUCCUUUACAUGUCAAAGCACUUUAGUUUAAUUGUAAUAUCAACACUUUCAGCAGUUUCCCCCUAAAAUAUUUUGCAUUGCUUUUAACAGCACCUUUCUGAUCUUUAAAUGCAACUAACACCCAGUACUUUGAGUUCACCAUACCCUUUAUAGCUAAUAUUCUACUAUUUCCACAUCAAUCAUUUGACUUUCUGAUUCUGUCUCACUCAAUAGCUAGGUAUCCAUCCUAUUGGUGACAGAUUUUCAUGCAAAUAUUCUAAAAUCCGCAUUAAAACAAUAUGUGCACAUUCCCACCAGAGAUGUUUCCAUCACAUUGACUUGUUGCGGAUAACAGUCUGUGCGUGAUGACGUAGUGCACAUAAAAAUAACUUUUGCUGUUUUGCAGGUAGGCUAGUCUACAUGAUGCGAUUAUUACGGAUAAGAGCGUGAUUAUUUGUAUUUGUCAAACGGCAGCCAAGCAUCGAUCAUCAUGUCACCAGAAUAAGACCCUCGAUAUUUAUUGGAAAGGCUCAUCACCGUGCACUUUCACCACCCUGUGAAGUUUAUCAUUUAUUUCAUAUAGCCUAAUAAACUGCAAGCUUUCCUGAGUCGUAGUGGGAGGACCACACAAUAUCACAUGACUCCAAAUGUACUUCUAUAUGACAGUUAUUACAUCAAUAUUUGCACAUAAAUGCGUUUCCACCGAUAUUUCUCACAUAAUUCAUUUUACAGACAGAAAAAGAUCCCACCUUGUCUAGCGUAUUUAGUUUUGUCGAAAUUUGGAAAGUUUACCCACAAAUGUGGGCCUGUUGUGGCAUUUUUUUUAAAUCUGACUUUACUCGCAUAAAAAGGUUGGAUGGAAACCUGGUUACUGGCCCAACCAUAUAUCACUGUCCAAAGUUCCCAACCAUAUAUCACUGGGCUCGAUUCAGACCUGUGUAGACAUUUUUAGAAGUACCAAAGAAGCAAAACAAGUAGUUUUUAGAAUACAGACGCUGAACAUCUAUUUUUACUUAGAUCUAAGUCUAUUUUCAUUACACUGAGUUACUCAUAACAUGUAACAGCUGCUAUACAUUGACCACUUGUUUUUUCAUUAGUUCCAUAGAUUCAACAGAUUUGGAGUGAUAGCAAUCACAUUGGAUCACAUCUUUUAAUUUAGCAACUGUUGUGACAGUGAUCAAUAGCGCGCUAGAAUCUGCGCAGAUUAUUAUAGCAAUUGUGAAGAUCACCACAAACCUGCUGUGUUAUCAUGCUAUCUUGGAACAUGCACAAUUUCUAUUAUAACAGAAGAUAUUUAUAGUUACUGUAGGCUAACCUCAAAAUUUGGCCAUGGAUGUGUGUUACUCAUUUUAAGGUUGAAUAAAUACCUUUACAUUAGUUUGUAAAAUAGCCUUAACUUUAUGCUAUUUACUGUAUUCCAAAAGUCAAUCAAAUUUCAACAUUUUAAAGUAUCUAAUGCUUGGAUGGUUUCAGCUGAGCCACUGGCUUAAUCCUAUUCUUUAACUUUUAUUUUUGGUUUAGUUGGAGACGUGAAUCCAACAUAAUUUGUCGUCAAAUUAAUAGGCUAUUUACUGUAUUGCAAAAAUGAUAUUGAAUUGUGUUUGGUUGUCAACACAACCAAAUAUCAACAUUUGAAAGAGAUGUAUCUUUUUUGCCACUGACUUAGUAUGGCUUUAAUUCCAGUUUGUCUACAUGAAUUUAUGUCAACCAAAAAUCAAAAUAAAAGAAUAUGACUAAAUCAAAGUUGAAGUGCAUUUAAAGUUAGAUGUGAUUUAGUCCUAUUCUUUAACUUAGAUUUUUGGUUGAGAUGGAGACAUGAAUUCAACAUAUCAAUUAUUCAUUUGUAGACAAACUGGAAUUAAAGCCAGACUAAGUCAGUGGCACAGAUGCAACUAUCCAAUCAGAAGAUACAUCUCCUUCAAUUGUGCUAUUUGGUGACAAAUAUCAAAGCUAAGCAGGAAUGGGCUUGGUUAAAACCCUGGAUGAGGGACCAAAUGAAUAACUGUAUAUAGAUCAUCUCUCCAAUAGAAGGUGCUGCUGAGCCUAUUGUUUUUUCUUCUGAUAGUGGAUAUGUCGUUGAAGAUCUGACGUUGUUUCAAAGGUACAAAUUCAACAUAUUUUACACAAGGGUUGUUUUUGUUGAAAAGGGGUUACAACGAUGACAUAAUCCUGUGGUUGACAUUUCACCCUCAAAACAAUAGUUUUUUCAAAUCCAAUAUAUUUUCCACAUAGAUUCCAUGUUACAAUACAUUGACAAAUUUACGUUGAAACAACAUUGAUUCAACCAGUUUGUGCCCAGUUCGGAUGUGUGUUCAUAAGGUGCUUAAAUGGUAUUUAACUGGUGCUGUUGUGUGUCUGGGACAUGGGUAUACAGCGAUGGGUAUACAAAUGUAAUAUGUUUUGUUUUCACAGCAGUUUGGAACCAUGAACUUGGAUGGCUAACGCUAUUUCCAAUUUGUGUCUCUCUGGCAUCCAGUGUUAUUUCUGACCCAUACAGUUACUGUCCUAGUACAACCUCUCUUGCCACAUUUAUCAAAGUGGUUGACUUCUAUCUCUAGUUUUAUGUGCUUUGAGGUUUAUUAAAGUGUACACAUCUAUUUAAAUUGGAAUGAACUUUUUAUCAGUCAACCAAAAUAAAGGAAGAAAACCGUCA
This is a messenger RNA of Oncorhynchus gorbuscha (pink salmon), 4389 nucleotides long. RefSeq names its product ELL-associated factor 1-like. Gene Ontology annotation, molecular function: transcription elongation factor activity. The record is from RefSeq and is a predicted model, not a curated record. Lineage: Eukaryota; Metazoa; Chordata; Actinopteri; Salmoniformes; Salmonidae. Gene Ontology annotation, biological process: regulation of transcription elongation by RNA polymerase II; positive regulation of DNA-templated transcription. Gene Ontology annotation, cellular component: super elongation complex.